This is a messenger RNA of Siniperca chuatsi (mandarin fish), 1852 nucleotides long. RefSeq names its product ceramide-1-phosphate transfer protein. NCBI's taxonomy places the organism in Eukaryota, Metazoa, Chordata, Actinopteri, Centrarchiformes, Sinipercidae. The record is from RefSeq and is a predicted model, not a curated record. Gene Ontology annotation, biological process: ceramide transport; intermembrane lipid transfer. Bases 152 to 808 code for a protein of 218 amino acids. Gene Ontology annotation, cellular component: cytosol; membrane; cytoplasm. The transcript is spliced from 3 exons. Gene Ontology annotation, molecular function: ceramide 1-phosphate binding; ceramide 1-phosphate transfer activity.
GCAAAGCCAGCAACUUCCGGCGUCUUCCGGCUCGAGUCUGCGCAGUACAAGCGGAUUAGAGCAGGAGUAACUUGUCCCACGGAUAAGAAGAGAAAUGCUUAAUUUUCCUUUCAAUUUUCCUUUUUCUUGGAGCACUUCCGUAUAGAAAACCAUGGCUGAUUCUGUGGCAUCAGAAGACCAGAAAUUCUGCUUACAGGAGGUGCUCGACACUUUCAAGUUGUGUUUGUCGGAAAAUAAAGAAGUAUAUCUUGAACACUACGUCGCUGGGUGGCGUGGUCUUGUAAAGUUUCUGAACAGCUUGGGGAGUGUCUUUGGCUUCAUUUCCAAAGAUGCUGUCACCAAGAUCAAGAUCCUGGUCAGCUACCUGGAUGGUGAGAACGGGUCUCAGUAUGUCACCUUCCAGUCAAUGGUAAAAUAUGAGCUGGAGAAUGAACUAGUGGACCUGACCAAGAGAGGCAUCCAUCCAGAGUCAGGCUGCCGCACUCUACUGAGGCUCCACCGUGCGCUGAGGUGGCUGGAGCUCUUCCUGGAGCGCCUCCGCACCAGCAGCGAGGACAGCAAGACCUCGGUCAUGUGUGCGGAGGCCUACAAUGAGUCUCUAGCACAGCACCACCCUUGGGUGGUCCGCAAGGCUGCUGGCAUGGCAUUCUGCGUGCUCCCAGGGCGCCCUGCUUUCCUUGAAGUGAUGAAUGUAGGCCCCCCGGAGCAGGUCGUGGCCAUGCUAGGGGAAGCUAUACCUCUUAUCUCUGAGGUGUACCAGAUCACAGAGGAACUUUACGCUCAACAUAAUCUGCUUGACUUACCAUAGACAGCAACAAGUGCUAUUAUCUGCCACUUUAUACAUUACAUGAUUAAAUAUCUACACCUUGUCCCUUCUGAAGGGCUGUCAAGCUAGCUACUUGCUACAAAGUUGAUUCGAAUUAUUUGGGUAUACAUUAUUUAGAACUAGAGCUGCAAUGAUUAGUUGAUUAGUCGAUCAAAGGAAAGUUAAUAUGCAACAAUUUUGAGAAUCGAUUAAACAUUGAAGUCAUUUUUUCAAGCAAAUAUUUGAUGGUUUCAGGUUCUCAAAUGUAGGAAUUUUCAUGGUCUUACAAUAUAGUAAAUUUAAUAUUUUGGGUUUUUUCACCGAUUUGAUAAUCGAAGUCGAUAAUGAAAAUAAUUGUUUGUUGCAGCUCUAUUUAGAAUUGACACCAAUCAUGAUUUUAUGUAUCGGAGAAAUGCUUGUAUGAAAUAAUGUAAUAGAGCCAUUAGGUCAGAUUUUUGAUUUUCUCAUACCAUAUUUCAUUCAAAUAUUAACAUAUUUAUGCUCCUGUUACACAGUGGACAUUGCUGUCAUCUAAUACUAGAUGAUCUGAUACUGGUUGAUACCAGAUACUGCAUAACUUAUCAUGGUCUUUAGUAAAAAUCCAGAUAGAAGACAAAUGGCAAACUGCAGCCUUACCGGGAGAGUAGCAGUUUCCAAACCACUUACUUCUUCAGUGACAAAAAAGUCUAAACAUGUCAACAGUACUAACUUUAUCUGGGAGAUACGUACUCUAACAUUACAGACAGAAGUGCUGGAAUAAUGUGGAUCCUUAAAUUUCUACAAACACAUAGAAACAUAUUUGCAGUUCAAUGGCCAAACCAAAUACUACGACAUUUUUACUUAGAAGGAAAAAAAAUCUGUAAUGUUUUUGGUAACUUAUGGUAGAAAAGCUUUUAGUAGUGGACUCAGAGUUGUUGGUAUUCUUUAUUUAAAGUAAUUGGUGUGUUGUUUUACAAGAAUGUACUGUACUACACACACAUAUAUAUAUAUAUAUAUAUAUAUAUAUAUAUAUAUAUAUAUAUAUAUAUAUAUAUAUAUAUAUAUAUA